Molecule: messenger RNA, 2766 nt
Organism: Rodentolepis nana
Lineage: Eukaryota; Metazoa; Platyhelminthes; Cestoda; Cyclophyllidea; Hymenolepididae
Source: the annotation of a GenBank genome assembly
AUGGGGAUUUUCCGUUUUAUGAUUAUUGAAAUUCAUUGUGUUUGCCUAACUUUCCAGCCAUUUCCCUCGUCGACGUCAAACCAAGGGCCACAAGCGCGCUGGAGUACAACUCGCGGCGGUGUCUCGCACACAACUUUCCAACCCCAACCACCCCCGCAUACAGCAUCAACCGGCUCUCGACACACCUUCUCUAUGCAACACCUUCACCAUCACCAACAACAAAUCCCUCCAUCCAGCCUCAAUACCAAUACUACUCCAUACGAUCGCCGCAUAGUUUCCAUGGUACCACCUCCCCCUCCUCCACCACCCCUUCACGCCACUGUUCCAAUGCUCCCAAUUACGACCACUGCAAGCCAAGAGAGUGCCUUCACAAAUCUCCUCUAUGACAUGUCCUGCAAUGUGGUGCCUUCUCAACGACCGCCGACAGCAGCUGCUAAUCUCACUUCUGAAUUCUCGGGUCUCUCAUUAACUCCCCGGUCAGUGCCUAGGACGAAUCCUCAUACUGCUGCUGUUGCUGGAACUAUGCCUCGUCUCUCUUCUUCUUCCGUAGUGACAACUAAAUCGGACUUCUCCCAACCGCCGCCUCCACCAAAGGUGCCUGUAAAGAUGCUGCGAAAUGGAAAUGGGAAUGAAAAUGGGUUGACGACACUGAAUGCAUCGGCGGUAUUAUCUUCAUCUUCUCCUGACACAGAGAUAACUACCAACUCGCCGUCGGCGAACUCAGAGUCAUAUUCCGGAGAUACCGAACCGGAGGAGAGAGAACCGUCCUCGAAAGAGACAACUGCAUUGGGAGCUGUUAUGCCGCCGAUCGUAGCGAAUAAUGAUGCGUCCCUAUACGCCAAAGAGGAUAUUUUUGAACAGCACCCUUUUCGUCCUGCGGCUGUUAUGCCCGUGGACGAGUACACUUUCACCGUGCCUCGACAGCCGCCCCCCUCCCAUCUUCAACAACAACAACAGCAACAACAAGCCUUCUUUCAAGCGCAACAGCAGUUCCUUGCAGUAGAUCCUUCGGCAGCAUUUAAUGACAAUGCCAACAAUUGGGCGGGCUUCCAGCUUCAAUGGAAUUCACAAAUCCAGCCGUCGAUGCAGGAUACUGAAGGUGAUCAAGCGCCACCAACACCUCCACCCCGGCUUGCCUCGGCUAUGAACACAAUGCAUCUAACGAGAACGUCGAGGAAUGUUGCCGCGGAGAAUGCUACUUGGCAGAACUUCGAGGCUGCCCAAUCGCCUGGAUUUUUGGCUCGUAAUCAUCCAUUCAGACAACCAUUGAAACAGGCUUCUUACACAAAUCCCGCUUUGAACACCGUCAAUUGUGGUGAAGACGAUAUUCCAGAGGAUGCUGGCAUGACUCACACUUCUACUCGUUCUCUUCUUUCCGCCUCUUCGUCGGCCCAUGAGAAUUCUCUCGCGGCUGUCAUCGGUGCAUCAAACAUCCCCAUGACAUCAGCGACCACGGGUUCUUCCCACUCCACGGCAUCAGCUACUGCUGCCGGAGCAGCUCCUCUGCAUCCCCGCCGCUCCGCUUCCGGAGGAUUCAUCGGCCCAGCCGACGCUGAAGCUAUCUCACUCUCUUCCUCCUUGUCAGCAGCUGGAACUGCAUCCACAGCCGGUGGUUUCAGUGGUUUUAGGACAGUAGGAUCAGAUUCAAUACUACCUACCCCCGCUGCAGGGACAGCAGCUAAUUCAAGUAACUCUACUGCUAUUACCUGCUCAGGCAACACGCAUUUUGCUCUCAUUUCGGGUCCAUACUCCUGGCCAAAGAAUCUUUUGAGGCAAGGGCAGGAUUCGAGCACCCUGAUGAGUUGGACUAAGGCGGCAUUCUCGAAGAGACUGCUAGCCGCUACGGAUAAAAGUUUGCAGAAGCAUAUCCCCGAGAAUUUCAAGUUGAUUCAAUCCUUCAUGGGUGAUCGAAGUGCUAAGUUGAGUAAGCCCGAUCUCGCAUCGAUAAUCGUUCAAAGAGCCCUCACAACACCCGGAGUUCGUGAUGAGCUAUACGCCCAACUGUGUAAACAAACGACUGGCAACUAUAACGCUGACAGUUUGAUGCGUGGUUGGGAGUUAAUCUGCAUUUGUCUCUUCUACUUCCCUCCUAACAAAGUCUUCCGUGACCCCCUUCAUGCUUUUUUAACCACCCGUUCGGAAGCCCUGUCUGUUGCUACUUCUACAAGCGAUUCAUCAUCCUCUACGACCAAUAAUAAUCUGGGUACCACAAAUAGUACUUCCGCUGGCCCAUUGCGCCCUGGUCCAAGUCUCGCCGCUGCUGCAGCUCUUGCGGCAGGUAGCGACCCCGUCGGACUCGUAUCUGCGCCUAUAACACCUGCUUUUGGGGUUCCUCUGGCAACAGAUAGCGGUGGAUUAGACCCCGUGGCGUCGGAUUUGAGAGCUUCUUUGGCGAACAAUGUGGCGGAGAGUGUGAUUAGCUCGGGGGCACAAGGAAGUGAAUUUCCCUAUGGACCCUGGGUUAAACCCUCGGCACUACAUUUCACACGGGCUGCUCUGCGGUGGUUUAUGCGAUCUGUGGCUGUUGGAGCGGCAAGAAAUUCAUCAUCGUCGCCUACCAAAGAGGAACUUCUUCAUGUUAAGGACUUCCUGUUAAAACCGGGUGUUUUUGGAAGUAGUUUAGAGGAGAUGAUGAAAAUCCAAUUCUGUCGAUUUCCUUCCCUUCGUCUCCCUUGGAUCCAAGUCUUCCUAACUGAGGAGUUACUUCGUCUAAAUGGAGCCAAAGCGGAGGGCAUUUUCCGUUUACCCUACUGGAGUUCCGUCUGA